UACAGAAAGAGUAGAUAAUGUUUAAAAGAGAAAGCAGUGGAAUUCAAAAGAUUUGAUGUUGUCUUUGAACAACAACCGAAGUUCAUGUCAAUGAUAGACCAAAUGGACAUGUUGGGAGAAAUUGUUGAAGCCAGUUAUAUAUAGGCUAGGGAAAAGAGGGAGAUUAGUAUGAAACAUGAUUCAGACUCGAACCCCUGUCAUGAUAUACGCAGUAUAUGUCAGCUUAAGGAUGGCUGAAUACAAUAAUAAAAGCUUAAACGUCUUGACAUGACCUCAUUUAAAAUAUUAGAUGUCUGUCAACUUCCAAGAUCCCCGUGGCAAAUUUGUGAAGUUGACAAUGAGAUAGCUGUAUCCUCCAGUUGGAUAAACAUCGACAUUGUAACUACAGAAGGUCCUCUUAAAGUAGCACGGGAAAUAAAAACUGAUCAUCGCUGUUUUGGUUUAGGGUACAAAAAUGGAAAAUUGUAUGUUACUGAUUUAAUGGAGACUAUGUUUGUCUACAACAAGACAGGGACAAUGCUGAUACAAUUUUCCAAAGAUCAGUCAGGUAACAACUUGUUUAACAAUAUCUACAGUCUUACAGUCAGUCAAGAUGGCGAGAGGAUGUAUGUUGCUGACAAUCGAUAUGGUCUUGUAGUACUUAGUAAGGAAGGUAAAUUACAUGGAAAAUAUAAACGUUCCAACCUCAGAAAUGCAAGGGAGAUUUGUGAAACAGACAGUGGAUAUAUACUUGUUUGCGGUGAAUCAUCUAACAUAAUUGUACAAUUUUCUCCAAAUGGUGAGGUGAUAGGAGAAAUACUUACAUCAGAUGGAAAAGCAGGAGGUUGUCGGGCGGUCUGCUAUGAUCGAAAUCACAAGAGGCUGAUAGUUGGACGACGAGAUCGGGAUUAUAUAGAAGUUUACGACAUGAAGUGGACAAUAAAGAACAAAUGAUAUCUAAACUUUCAUGGAAGUUAAUCAAUAACUGACUCAUUGAUCAAAUUUCAAGACGUCUGUAAUGAUAUUCUCUUAAGAUAAUCUUAAGGAAGAAUCUUACUCAAAAUGAAUGAAAAUUUAUUUAUGAAUAAAUUUCAUCCUGGAAUUGAUAUUUAAUAAAAAAAAAUAUCAUUGUAAAAGAUAACUCUUCAUGAAUUCAAUAAAGCUAAUUCUAAAAUACUUAAGAUAUAGUAAAAUUGUAUUUCCAGUUGAUUGUCUUAAAUUUAUUUGAUCAAAAGAACAAAAAUGAAUGUCUAAAAUUGAAAUUGUUACGUCAUACACUUUUGGUGUCAUAUAAAGGUCACAUUAAAAGUAAUUAAUUAAAAGUUUAAUAAUCAAUUAUUUUCUAUCAUCAAUUCAUUUGGUAAAGUAAUUUCAUAAGUAUGACGAAGACAGCUUGAAUCCCCUAUCAGAUAAUGUGCCGUCAUUUUCGUUAUACAAACAUAGUGUAAGGGGGGCGCUAAAUGUUUGCGUUAAUGAAAAUGAUUCUUUUGUGCCUUAAACAGUAUUUAA
This is a messenger RNA of Ruditapes philippinarum (Manila clam), 1488 nucleotides long. RefSeq lists its product as uncharacterized. NCBI's taxonomy places the organism in Eukaryota, Metazoa, Mollusca, Bivalvia, Venerida, Veneridae. The record is from RefSeq and is a predicted model, not a curated record. The transcript has a single exon. The coding region runs from base 268 to 933 and encodes 221 amino acids.